AUGGAUGGUUCUGGCUCUGUUUCUGGUUAUGGUUCUUGUUCUGGUUCUGCACCAAAAGAUAAUGCUUCUAUGCUUUCAAGUCCUUUUUCUUCUCCAAAUGUCAGUGCCCUGCUCAAGAUCAAGAUCAUUUCAUGUCAAUCAUACCCUUUCAUAUUUCGCUUUCUUUUUGGUUAUAUCUGGUGCAGGAGUCAAGAAACAGGCUUGCCGGCCUCGGUUUGUGUCCAUGUUGCUGAUAGAGUUUUCAAUCUUCACAAGUAUCCUUUGUUUUCGAAAAGUGGGUUCUUUAUGAGAAAACUAAGUGAAUCGAAUGAAAUUGAGCUACCACAAGAUUUCCCCGGAGGACCCGAGACUUUUGAGAUGAUCUCGCUCUUUAUCUAUGGCUCUUCCACCUUAGUCGACCCUUUCAACGUUGCAGCUCUGAGAUGCGCAGCCGAAUUUCUGGAAAUGACAGAAGAAUAUGGCUCGGGAAACCUCUGUGAGCGUUUCGACAUAUACUUGAACCAAGUUGUGUUACAGAGCUGGGAGGACACACUCAUCGUCCUCCAGCAAAGCCGGUCGCUGGUCCCGUGGGCUGAAGAGCUCUUAAUCGUGAGCCGCUGCAUUGAAUCUCUAGCCUUCAUGGCUUGUAUGGAGAUUCUUGAUCCAGAAAGAAGAAGAGACCAGCCUGUUAUAACUCUAGAAACUCUAAGCACUCACAGAUGGAGCUCUGAAAUGGUUCAAGAAAUCGUGAGCCAAGAUGUGUGGAUCAGAGACCUAAUAGCUCUCCCAUUUGGGUUCUUCAAACGGGUAAUCGGGUCUUUAAGAAGACAAGGUAUGAAAGAAAAGUUUGUUAGCCCGGUUGUGUUGUUCUACGCGAAUUGGGUCCUUUCUGAUAGAAAUGGCAGCCAGAAAGAUUUAGCUGUGUUACUAACAGGUGUUCUUGAUUUACUUCAAAUGGGAGAAAAGGGUAGUAGAGUCAUUCCAGUUGGAUUCUACUUCAUUUUGCUCUCUAGAUCACUAAAACUCAGUUUAGAUAGAGAAUGUACUCUAAAGUUGCAAAACCAGAUUUCAGGAGUGUUGCAUAUGGCUCAGGUUGAAGAUUUUCUUCUCCCAGAAAGUGGGAUAGAUGACAUUCCUAGUAACAUUAAGGUUACCACAAUGGAAACCAUCUUUUCGACCUAUGUUUUGUUUAAUAUGUCUGCAAACAACGGCAGUCCUUCGCCUUAUCAUUCAGCUGUUGCAGAAUUAUGGGACUCGUAUCUCACCCAUAUAGCCACUGAUCCAGAAAUGGGAUUAAAAAGAUUCAUGGAACUCAUUGAAAUCGUGCCAACGCCAAGUAGGCAAAACCAUGAUCAUCUUUAUAGAGCAUUGAACGUUUUUCUACAGAUGCACCCAGAAUUGUCACAAGACGAAAAGAGUACAGUAUGCAAAUACCUAAACUGUCAGAAACUAUCGCACGAGGUCUGUGUAGAAGCAGUCCAAAACGAACUGAUGCCACUAAGGUUAAUAGUUCAGGCACUUUUCGUUCAACAGCUAAGCACACACAAAGCAUUGAAAGAAUGUUCAGAUUCUUUCAGAUAUGCACAGUGCGGAGACUUUUCAGGGAGUCUUCCAAGCUCCAGAUAUGCAAAUUCUAGAAGCCAGAAUCUGGUGGACAGUCCAUGUGUUGAUCUAGAAGACACAAGAAACAGGCCACUCAGUUUCUUGCUACAGACAGAUUUAGUAUCCCAGAAACCCGAGUUGUCCAGUAAAGAUUACGAGUCUACAAGCUUCAGAAUUCAAACACUCGAACAACAACUGAUGACCCUGAAAAGAAGUCUUCAAUUACAAAACACAUCCAAGAAAAGAGAGCAAGUUUCCAAGAAAGUAGAGCCAGUGAGACCAUAUGGGCUAGAGGGAAGAACGAUGAGCAAGAAAAGAACCCCUCUUGGACAAGUGACUAGCUGCAUAGGAACUGUGAAUUUUGCUUCACAAAGGAAGUAUGCUAGUAGAUUACUGAAGGUGUUUAGGAGAUUUAGUUUGUUUGGUAGAACAAAACCGAAGAGAAAACCAAGUGUAACUGGCCUACACCCAAAAUCACUGUAAAAUGUUUUACAAUAAGCUUUUUAGCAAUCU
Molecule: messenger RNA, 2094 nt
Organism: Cynara cardunculus var. scolymus (artichoke)
Lineage: Eukaryota; Viridiplantae; Streptophyta; Magnoliopsida; Asterales; Asteraceae
Product: BTB/POZ domain-containing protein At5g48130
Exons: 4
Coding region: 1-2064 (687 amino acids)
Molecular function (GO): protein binding
Source: RefSeq, a predicted model, not a curated record